AUGACUCUGUCCUUCACCCUGAGACUGGCCAGUGAUCAGAUGACCUGUGCAGGAAGCUUGUUGUGGGCAGGGCUGGAGGCCAAAGAUCAAGGAUGGCAUGUGGCAGUAAUCCAGGCAGGGCUGAAUGCUGGCCCUCAGCGAUGCCAUAGUGAUGGAGAGGAGGCAAGCACGCCCAGCCUGUAUGAACUUCAGCUCAUCACUGAUAGCCCGGCCACCACGGGGGCAGAGGUGACCAUCACAGCCAGCCUGGAGGCCAGUGACAACGGCAGCCUGGCCCUGCCCGCCAGCUCCCACUCCUACCGCUUCCACUGGAUCCACAGCCCGCUGCUGCUCACGGGGAAGACUGAUGGGGCUUUCAGCUCGACCAUCCGCGCCGUGGGAAACGUGCCCGGGGACUUCCCCGUCUCCGUGUGGGUCACCGCCGCCGACUGCUGGAUGUGCCAGCCGGUGGCCAGGAGCUUGCUUGUCCUCCCGGUCACAGAUGCCAUCGUGGGAAACCUGGUUGUCACCCAGAACACAUCCCUGCCCUGGCCCAGCUCCUAUCUCACCAAGACAGUCCUUAAAGCUUCCUUCCUCCUUCAUGACCCAAGCAACUUCUUCAAGGCUGCCUCGUUUCUCUACAGCUGGGACUUCGGAGACGGCACCCAGAUGGUGACUGAAGACUCUAUGGUCUAUUACAAUUAUUCGAUCAUUGGGACCUUCACCGCAAAGCUGAAAGUGGUGGCGGAGUGGGAACAGACAGUGCUGGACGCUGGGAAGGGCGUCGCUCAGAAGACGGGGGACUUCUCUGCCUCGCUGAAGCUGCAGGAAAUCCUUCGAGGAAUCCAAAUCUUGGGGCCCACCCAAAUUCAGACUUUCCAAAAGAUGACAGUGACCUUGAACUUCCUGGGGAGCCCCCCUCUGACCGUGUGCUGGCGCCUCAAGCCUGAGUGCCUCCCGCUGGAGGAAGGCGAGUGUCACCCGGUAUCCGUGGCCGGCACUGCUUACAACCUGACCCACAUCUUCAGGGACCCUGGGGACUACUGCUUCAGCAUCCGGGCCGAGAAUGUCAUCAGCAAGACGCAUCAGUACCACAGGGUCCAGGUGUGGCCCUCCAGCAUCCAGCCAGCUGUCUUUGCUUUCCCCUGUGCCACGCUUAUCACCAUGAUGCUGGCCUUUAUCAUGUACGUGACCCUGAGGAACGCUGCUCACCAGAAGGACAUGGUGGAGGUGGCUGAUUUUGACUUUUCCCCCAUGUCUGACAAGAACCCGGAGCCACCGACUGAGGCCAAGUGCUGCCGGAUGUGCUGCGGGCCCUUCCUGCUGGAGACUCCGUCUGAGUACCUGGAGGUUGUCCGUGAGAGCCACGGGCUCCUGCCGCCCCUCCACAAGUCGGUCAGAACUUACACAGUGUGAGCGCCCCCCACCCAGGCUCGGCUCUAACUAACCGCCAACUCGACACUGUCAGCGGGGUGGCGCGUGCCGCCC
Miniopterus natalensis is the source of this 1467-nucleotide messenger RNA. NCBI's taxonomy places the organism in Eukaryota, Metazoa, Chordata, Mammalia, Chiroptera, Miniopteridae. The record is from RefSeq and is a predicted model, not a curated record.